This is a messenger RNA of Tetrahymena thermophila SB210, 315 nucleotides long. RefSeq lists its product as hypothetical. The record is from RefSeq and is a predicted model, not a curated record. NCBI's taxonomy places the organism in Eukaryota, Ciliophora, Oligohymenophorea, Hymenostomatida, Tetrahymenidae. The transcript is spliced from 4 exons.
AUGUGUUGUCAAAUUUAACAAAUCUUAUUAGUUUAGAAUUGGAUCUUAGUUCAAAUACAUUUAGUGAAUAAAGUGCUCAAUAUUUAUGGACUGCUCUAGCAAACUGUAAAAAUCUUUAAAAUUUAACUGUCAAUCUGGACAAAAACAUAUUUAGAAAAGGAUUUUUAUAUAUAAGGUCUGCUUUAUAAAGUUGUUCAAAUCUCUAGAAAUUAGAUCUUGAUUUAAAUUAAAAUUAAGUUAGUCAAAAUAGUGUUAAAUAUUUAGGUGCUGCUCUAGGUUAUUGUAAAAAUCUCUAAAACUUAAGACUCAAAAUGA